Haliotis rufescens (red abalone) is the source of this 2479-nucleotide messenger RNA. Its product is annotated as spermidine synthase-like. Gene Ontology annotation, molecular function: spermidine synthase activity. Bases 72 to 941 code for a protein of 289 amino acids. Gene Ontology annotation, cellular component: cytosol. The record is from RefSeq and is a predicted model, not a curated record. Gene Ontology annotation, biological process: spermidine biosynthetic process. NCBI's taxonomy places the organism in Eukaryota, Metazoa, Mollusca, Gastropoda, Lepetellida, Haliotidae. The transcript is spliced from 8 exons.
CUCUAUUUCCACCCACGUGUAUUUCCUGUGUGAACCACGAGGUUGACUUGCCAACAACUCACGCUGCACUAAUGGAUCAUCUAAAAGACGGAUGGUUUAGCGAACUGAGCGAGCUGUGGCCUGGACAAUGCAUGUCACUUCAAGUGGAGAAGGUCCUUUUCCAUGAAAAGUCCAAAUAUCAGGAUGUACUGGUAUUUAAAAGUAAGACGUAUGGCAACGUCCUGGUCCUGGAUGGUGUGAUACAGGCCACAGAGAGAGACGAGUUUUCAUAUCAGGAAAUGCUUGCACAUUUACCCCUGUGUUGCCACCCAAAUCCAAAGAAAGUGUUGAUCAUCGGCGGGGGAGAUGGGGGUGUGGCCCGCGAGGUUCUGAAACACCCUGAGGUCGAAUCAGUUGACAUGUGUGAAAUCGAUGAGAAAGUUAUAGAAGUAAGUAAAGAAUAUUUGCCAGAGAUGUCAAGCAGCUUCGCUAAUCCCCGCUUGAAUCUCCACAUCCAUGACGGCUUUGACUUCAUGGGCAAACACCACGGGGAGUUUGACGUCAUCAUCACAGACUCCAGUGAUCCUAUAGGCCCUGCAUCGUCACUGUUUGAGAAGUCCUACUAUGAACUAAUGAAGAAGGCCCUCAGACCGGGAGGCAUCCUCUGUAGUCAAGGGGAGUGUGUGUGGCUCCAUUUGGAACUCAUCCGGAAUAUGCUGGAUUUCUGUAAGACCAUCUACCCCUCAGUCAGCUACAGCUACACCACGAUACCCACGUACCCCAGCGGCCAGAUCGGCUUUGUGAUGUGUAGUCUUAACCCAGAAAUGAACUUUGAGGACCCCAUCAAUGCCCUGAGCCGGGAGCAGGCAGAGAAGCUCAAGAUGAAGUAUUACAACACUGCCAUCCAUAAAGCCGCGUUUGUACUUCCGGAGUUUGCAAGAAAGGCUCUUCAAGAUGCAUGAUGUACAUUCCUGAUGUCCGCCGGCCAGUAACCAUGGUAACACAGGUUACCAAUGGUUACACACUGAUGUUUAUACCUCUACAGAUGUAUAUCACUGUUUAAUCAUGGCACACAGUUGGGGGAGGGAUUGUUUUCGACAUGUGUUUUUUGUUGCAUAUUUGUUAUGUUUCUGUAUUUUUAAAAAAACAUGCGAUUCCAGAACAGAAGAGAUUGCCAAAUUGUGGAUUGGUUGGCCAAACUGUUUGACAUGGCUGUAUCAUCUUACUCUGAUGGCUGGGUUGUUUGUCAAUCUCAAUAUUAUCUACACAAUUUCGGUGACAUUUUUUUCUAUUGUUCAUUUUUUAGAUUUUAACCGGAGAACUUUGUCAAAAUAUUAUUAUUAAAAAUAUCAUAAGCAUAGUCUUGAAUGGAAGUCUUUCGGAUUGGCUCAUAUCGAUUUCAGAUGUCCUCAGGGGCGGUCGGGUAGCCUAUUGGUUAAAGCGUGCGCUCGUCAUGCCGAAGACCCGGGUUGAAUUCCCGAUAUGGGUACAACGUGUGAAGCCCAUUUCUGGUGUCCCCCGCCGUGAUAUUGCUGGAAUAUUGCUAAAAGCGGCUUAAGACCAUACUCAUUCACUUACUACUCACUCUUAUUGUUCAUUGUUCAGAUGUCCUCAGAUCUUUGUGUAGAUUGUUGGCCUUGGUUUCUGUCACUGGUUUGGCAGGCUAGGCCCUCAGUACUUCCAUGCUUGUUAGCGAUAACUAAAGUGGGGAUUUGUCAUUGUCAAUACUUCAUGUUUGUAUACACUGUGUUCCAACAUGACAUAUUGAAUACAGAGCUGCCAUUCAGUUUAGUCCCAGUUUUUACCAAAGAUUCCAGAAAAGGCAUGGUUCCAGCAAGGGUAGGGGCAGUCGGGUAGCCUAGUGGUUAAAGCGUUCGCUCACGCUGGAGCCGCGUGUUCGAUUCCCCACAUGGGUACAACGUGUGAAGCCCAUUUGUAGCGUUGAACGCCAUGAUAUUGCUGGAAUAUUGCUAAAAGUGGUGUAAAACCAUACUCACUCACUCCUACAUGGCACAUUGAAUACAGCGCUGCCAUUCAGUUGAGUCCCUGUUCUUGCCAAAUAUUCGAGAAAAGGCAUGGUUCCAUCAAAAGAGGGGGCGGUCGGGUAGCCUACUGUUUAAAGCGUUCGCUCGUCACGCCGAAGACCUGGGUUCAAUUCCCGACAUGGGUACAAUGUGUGAAGCCCAUUUCUGGCGUUAGACGCUGUGAUAUUGCUGGAAUAUUGCUAAACGCGGCGUAAAACCAUACUCACUCACUCCUACAAGGCACAUUGAAUACAGCGCUGCCAUUCAUUUGAGUCCCUGUUUUUGCCAAAUAUUCCAGUAAGAAGGCAUGGUUCCAGCAAGAGAGGACCCAUUACCCAGAUUAAUGUGUUCUCAGCCUAGUUCACUCAAACAGCAAUGUUCCUCGUGUUGUAGGUUGUGUCAUAGCUUGUGUCAUGGCCAUGUGGCUGCCUACUCCAGAGGUGGAGGCGUUAAACAAACAAACAAACAAAUAAACA